Messenger RNA from Triplophysa dalaica, 3283 nucleotides. It is a transcript of the gene ccdc150, whose product is annotated as coiled-coil domain containing 150. Lineage: Eukaryota; Metazoa; Chordata; Actinopteri; Cypriniformes; Nemacheilidae. The transcript is spliced from 25 exons. The coding region runs from base 184 to 3045 and encodes 953 amino acids. The record is from RefSeq and is a predicted model, not a curated record.
CAAUAGUGUUAAAUUUUUUUUGUAGAAUUUAUUAAUUCGAUACAAUCCCUAAUCCGUCAAACCACACCUAUUCUUGUCUGCCCGUUUUUCUAGGGCGGGAGUUUUGAACGCCAUCGCCGCACGAGAGGAAAACGGUCUCCAUGGUAACGAUGGUAAGCCGGAAGUGCUGGGCUCUCUCAAGUAAUGUCCAGGUCAGUGGGGUGUCCUCUGAAUAUGGGGGCGACUGCCCUUGAGUCUCUCUCCAGCUUACAGAGACGUCUUCAGUCAGCCGAGGAGCAGUCAGAAGAGCUAGCGAGGGGUCUAAAUAUUUUGGGAGUGUCUGCGGAUCAUCUUCUCUUAAACUCUUCUGCUAGCAGCUCUUUAAAGCACCCGGUCAGUCCAGUAAACAUCCAUCAGGGCCUGGGUGCUGAUGGAGAGGGGUUGCUAUGGAGACUAUGUGAAACGCUCGUCUCACGUGUGUGUCGAUUGGAGAGCCUAUUGCAAGCUCUCAAACUCGCCACUUUCCGUUUGGAAACAGACAGAGAGCUUAAUCCAUCCCAUUCAGCGCAUCUUCAUCAGGAGUUAAGCAUCCUGCAGGGUCAGUAUGAGGAGGAGCAGCGCUCCUCGCGGAGGGAGGUGUUGAAGUUACAGGAUCGACUGCAGCAGGCUUGUGAUGAGAGAAAGGAGGCACAGCAGGAGGUGUUCAGACUCAGGGAGGCGCUGCAUAGCACCGUAUCUGCUAAGAGGAGGGAGCUGAUAGCACAGGAAACCGCAGUGGACCUGAAAGCGAAGCAAUCCCACAAUGCACUGCUACUCAGAGUGAAGGAGUUGGAGAGAGUGAUAGAGAGGAAAAGUGGACAGGUGAAAGCUCUUGAAGCAGCACGCCACACCCUACACGCUGACAGACAAGUCAACAGGGCGGAGCUAAAAACAAGGACAGAGCACAUCUUCAGCCUGGAGAGAGAGUGUCAACAGAUCAAAGAUCAAUCUGAUGUGAAGGAGACUUUGAUAUCAGAGCUGAGCAAAGAGAUGAAGAAUUUGAAGAUGUCUCUGCAAAAACGAGAGCAGGAGAACGUUAGACUCAUGAGAGAUGAACGAGAUCUCAGAGCAGCUGCAGCUGAUGUUCAGGUGUUGAACAACAAGUUAGAGGUUCAGUGUUCAAAGCUGAAAGCUACAGUGCAGUCAUUAACACUCGAAAACACUCGAAUACAGAAUGAACGUCAAAACAACAUUAAGGAACAGAUGCAGCUGUUAGACACAGUCAGAAGAAAUGGUCAGACUGAACUACAGAGCACAAUAUCUGAGAAACUCGCCCUACAGAAACAACUGGAGGUGUUGAAGGCGGAUCAGGCCAGACUUCAGCAGAGUUCUCUUGUCGCCCAGCAGACAGCUGUCAAUCAUCAACAGAUGCUGGAACAAACCAUCGAGAGGCUUCAGGAGGAGCUUAGCUGUGCACUGAGAAAGGAAGAAAACACGAGGAAAGAGAGAGAUCAGAUAAAUAGUGAAAUGAGCUCAAAAAUCAUUUUGCUUGAAAAUGAAAAGAAUAGUCUUGAAACACAGCUGGCAGAGAUCAAGAUUGAGUUUAGCACAGUGAACUCCGGGCUGCAGAAGCAGGAGAAGGAGAACAAGGCCCUGAUGGAGAGCCUGACAGUCAUGCAGCAUCAGCAGGAAACUCAUCGUCAGGUAGAACAGAUGCUCUGGGACAUGACCGACAGCAAGAACAAACUGGCUUACGAGAAGGGCAAGUUGCAGGCAAAAGUGCAGCAGAUGGGAGAAGACCUGAAGACGAUGAAAGCAGAAUGCAGUCAAUACUGUCAGAUCAAUAUUACACUGCAGAACAGUUACACACAGGUACAGAGCGAGAACAACACUCUGAAAGAGCAUCUUCAUAUGUUACAGCAACAGCACAGAGACACGAAUGAAGUGGUACAGGUGCUGGAGAAGGUCCUGUCAUCUCACACUCUUCUGCAGCAGAACACACAGACACUACAGACUGAGCUGCAAGAUAGAACACAGGAACUACACACACUCAGGAAAGAGAAACUGCAGGCUAUGAAAGAGAUUCAGAAGCUUAGGGCUGAAGCUGAGCACCUGGAGAAGUUGACACGCAUAACCGGAAAUAAGGUUGAGUCUUUGGAAAAAGCUCUCGAUGAGGCUCAGUUUGACAACAGGAAACUUGCUCAGAAUUUAGAACAGCUCCUGCAGGAAAACCACAACGCACAAGAGAAACUAAACACACUGAGACCGAGAGAGGUGGAGCUAAAAGAUGCAAGGGACAAGAUUUGUCGACUGACAGAACAUUUAGAUUCCUUCAAGAAGCUGCUCAAAAGAAAGAAAGACUCAAAGCGACAGCUGAAAAAAGCACUUGAUGAGGCAUCAUUGAAAUCACAUGACCUUUCACAAGCCAAUCAGGAGCUUCGAGAGAAGGUGUCUGACCUGGAGAAGCUUGUGUCCUGUCUGAAGUCUCAUUUGAACAGCAGGACACCUGAGAACAGCUCGCUGAGAAUUAAGGAUCUGGAAGCUGAAAUUGAAAGUCUUGAAGAAAUAAAGGAUGAUUAUAAGAAAAGAAGUUAUGAACAGUCUCAGUCUUUUCAGCAGCUCCAUUCUGAGAUGGCAUCUCUUCAGACAGAGCUUCAGUUUCUAGCCUCCAACCAGGGGGAGCAGGGGGAGCUACAGGCUGAGAGAGAGCUGAAUCACACACUACAUGAGAAAUGUCUGCAUUUGGAAAAGAAGUUGAAACAGCUCCAGGACGAGAGAGAUCAGGCAGAAGUGAGCCAUGGGGAGAUCACAGAGAACACGAUCGAGGAUCACAGAGAUCUCUGCUCUAUAUCUGAGAGCUUUAAAGACGAGUCUGUGCCUCAGAAACUCACAGAGAACUUCUGGAGGACAGAAAAAGACUGCACAACAUCAGCUGCAGCUCAAAAUAGAAGUGAGACCGACACUUGUGUUUUUGACACUGAACUGGAGCCCUGGGACUUUACAUUACAGCGCUGGGAGAUCAAGAAAGACCAGACACGCAUCACCAGCAGUUACAAACCCACCAGACAUGUGCACACACUGACGUGACAUCACCUGAUUAUACUGCACGAACUACACAAAGGAACUAUUUCAAACAUGCAAUAUAUCAAAUAUAAAACAAAUAUUAAGCAUUUUGUUGCUUUUAUGUGUCUAGGAAUAAAAAUGCAGUUAUGAACUGUCCAUGCUCUCUGAAAUUAGUCAGAGUUUAGUGAAAAAAAAACAUCAUGACUAAUAGGCUACUUAAAAACUGAAUUAAAAAUAGAGUCUUUUAAAUUAACAAUUUAAA